UUGUAACGAAAAACAAACAGAAGAAAUUAAAAAAAGAAACCGACCCCUCCUCCUCCUUUUCCCACUCGAUUCUUUCUUGCUCCACAAGAAGAGCGCGCCUUAAUCCGCAACCACCCCCCGCCCACACAGCCAUCCAAACCUCGCCUUCUCCCCCGAUUCCCUCCGCGAGUUCGUCGGCGUACGGGACUGCUUCGCCCUCUCCUCGCCUCGCUCGCCGCCGUCUCGCUAGAGCCAUGGCUACGCCGCUGGUAGCUGGGCUGUCGGUAGCUGCGGCUGCGAUGGGAAGCAGAUACAUGAUUCAGGCAUGGCAGGCCUUUCGAAUCCGCGCGGCCAUGCCACGCGUGCGUAAAUUCUACCCCGGCGGAUUCGAGACAGAGAUGAGCAAAAGAGAAGCCGCGUUGAUCCUUGGCGUAAGAGAACGUGCUGCGCUGGACAAGAUAAAGGAGGCGCACAAGAGGGUGAUGGUAGCCAAUCACCCUGAUGGUGGCGGCAGCCAUUACAUUGCGUCCAAGAUAAACGAGGCCAAGGACAUGCUCAUGGGGAAGGGGAAAUCCAGGUCCAUUUUUUAGCCGGUGCAUACGAGAUGGAAGUUAUUUUGCAUUGUUCGCAGUGACCGGUGAGGUAGUGAUUCGCUUUCCAUUGACAUCAUUAACAUCGUUGUGCUGAUACCGUGCAUCUGAACAAAGAUGCGCGUUAUGGAAGAAACAGAGUAAUGUGGCUGAUGUAAGUUUACCCAGAGGCUUCAGUUAUCAUGCUAAUAUAACCUUCUGUUGUGACAAUUGGGCUGUCUUACUUGAAAUAUUGUAUAUUUGGGGCUUGUUCCUUA
Molecule: messenger RNA, 826 nt
Organism: Hordeum vulgare subsp. vulgare (domesticated barley)
Lineage: Eukaryota; Viridiplantae; Streptophyta; Magnoliopsida; Poales; Poaceae
Product: mitochondrial import inner membrane translocase subunit TIM14-3-like
Exons: 3
Coding region: 234-569 (111 amino acids)
Biological process (GO): protein import into mitochondrial matrix
Cellular component (GO): PAM complex, Tim23 associated import motor
Molecular function (GO): ATPase activator activity
Source: RefSeq, a predicted model, not a curated record